Messenger RNA from Apis cerana (Asiatic honeybee), 1415 nucleotides. RefSeq lists its product as uncharacterized. The record is from RefSeq and is a predicted model, not a curated record. NCBI's taxonomy places the organism in Eukaryota, Metazoa, Arthropoda, Insecta, Hymenoptera, Apidae.
UUAGCUUUUUGCACAAGAAAGAUAACAAAUAAAAAUAUGCCGAUCAUUAUAUAUAAUUAUUGUUAAUUGAUACAAAUAAAAAAAAAUAAAAUGCUAAAUAUAUUGGAACUUGAAUUAAAUGAUCGCCGCUACUACUUAUAAUUGAUGUCAAUCAUUCUUUCAUAUUAAUUAUUAUUAUUGAUUAUUACUAUUGAUUAACAAUAAUUUGUAAUUUAAAAGAUAUAACAUAUAUAAUAAAAUAUGAAAAUUCGUUCAAAAAGUGGAAUUUGUAAAUCGCGCGAUAAUUUUGGAGUAACCUAUCUAACUCAAAGUAUGACUUAACCUCUAUCUGCACUGUAUUAAUUUAUUUAUUUAUUUACAAUUUUUUAUCUAUUAAAUUAAAUGUUACUAUAUAUAUAACAUAACAUUAAUUAUUACAAUUAAACAAAUAUUUAUAUUAUUUUUAUUUCAUAUUUAUAUUUAAAUUAAUUGUAUUAUUGUAUUAAAUGUAAAUGUUAUUGUAUUUAUUUUUUUUAUAUAUUUAUUAUAAGAGAAUUAAUUUUCUUCAUUAUUUUGUCCAAGCAAAUUCUAUGAUAAGAUUACGUGGUGGCAGAGAUCAUAUUUGGAUGCCUUUACAUGUGGAUUCAAGUACAACGAAUGUAGCUUCUUUCAAUGGAAAAUUUCCAAAAAAAGUGUUUUAUCCACUAAAAGAUGUUUUUUUUCAAGAGAAGGAAAAAAGAAAAUUAGAAAAUAAUAAAAAUGAUAAACCAAUGGAAGUUAAUAAUAAUAAAAAAAAAAUAAAAUGUCUACCAAUAAAAUUUCAAAAAUUAAUGUUUUCAAGAAAUAAUACAAAAUCAAAUUGUCAUUUUAUACAAAAUAUUGAAAAAAAAACUGAUUCAUCAAAAGUAUUAAAUGUGAAAAAAAAUACUAAUUUUGAAUAGAAAAUACUUGAUGAUUCAAAGAAGAAGACAUUUCAAUCAAAUAUCAAAAAUAUUUUGCCAAGAAAAAACAAUAUAUUUGAUAAAAAGAAAUUUGAAAAUAUAAGUAGAGUUAGCAUUCUUCUUUUGUAUCUUCAUUUCUUGCUUUGUUAUUAUCUUUCUUUUUCAAAGACAAGUCAAUUUAUUGAACUUUUUGAAAUGUGUCCAGUUAAAGAUAAUGAAAAUUAAAUAUAUAUGUAUUUACAAUUAAAAAUAAAAUUUUGAAAAUUGUUGAAAUAUUGUUUCUUAAAAUAUAUAAAAUAUCUUUAUCUUUGGAAGAGGAAGUUUACAUAAAAAUGAAGAGUUAUGUAAUAACUAUGGUAAUAUUUUUAUUUAGUUUAAAAGAUAAAAUCAGUUACUGUUGCAAUAUUAAACAAAUAACAAGUAAUCAUAUAUAUAAUUAGUAAUAUUAAAUGUUGUAAACAUCAAAAUAAAUGUAAUAAUAAUCCUCAAGUGACA